AUGCCGUGGCCUUUCUCGGAGUCCAUCAAGAAGAGGGCCUGCAGGUACCUGCUGCAGAGGUACCUGGGCCACUUCUUGCAGGAGAAGCUCAGCCUGGAGCAGCUCAGCCUGGAUCUCUACCAGGGCACCGGCUCCUUGACGCAGGUCCCUCUGGAUAAGUGGUGUCUUAACGAGAUUCUGGAGUCUGCAGAUGCGCCUCUGGAAGUCACAGACGGAUUUAUCCAAUCCAUUUCUUUAUCUGUUCCAUGGGGGUCAUUGCUACAGGAUAACUGUGCAUUAGAAGUAAAAGGAUUAGAGAUGGUCUUCAGGCCAAGACCAAGGCUUGCAUCUGGGUCUGAGCCUAUGUAUUGGUCAAGUUUUAUGACCAGUAGUAUGCAGCUUGCAAAAGAGUGUCUUAGCCAAAAAUUGACAGAUGAACAAGGAGAAGGGUCCCAGCCUUUUGAAGGACUUGAGAAAUUUGCAGAAACUAUUGAAACAGUUCUAAGAAGAGUGAAAGUUACCUUUUUAGAUACUGUUUUGCGAAUAGAACAUGUGCCGGAAAACUCUAAAAGUGGAACUGCACUUGAAAUUAGAAUCGAAAGAACUGUGUAUUGUGAUGAAACUGCAGAUGAGUGCUCUGGAAUUAAUGUACAUCAGCCCACAGCUUUUGCUCACAAGUUACUGCAGCUUUCAGGUGUCUCUUUCUUCUGGGAUGAGUUUCCUGCAUCAGCAAAGUCCUCCCCAGUGUGUUCAGCUACACAGCUGGCAACUGAACCAAAGCUUUCACCUAGCUGGAAUCCAAAAAUCAUUUAUGAGCCACAUCCGCAAUUAACAAGAAACUUGCCAGAAGUUACUCCGUCUGACCCUGUACAGAUCAGUAAGCUCAUUGGUAGAAUGGAGUUGAGCCUAACAUUAAAGCAAAAUGAAGUACUUCCUGGAGCUAAGUUGGAUGUAGAUGGACAAAUAGACUCUGUCCAUCUAUUUCUGUCACCAAGGCAGGUGCAUCUUCUGUUGGACAUGGUAGCAGCUAUUGCUGGACCAGAGAGCCUAAACAGGAUAGAAUUGUCAAAUAAAGAUAGGAAGAACCGGCCAAUGCAACAGGAAGACGAGUAUCGGAUUCAGAUGGAGUUGAAACGUUAUUUAAGAAAAGAGUCUUUAUCUGCAGGAACAUCAUCUGAACAAAGCUUUUAUGAGACAGAGAGUGCCAGAACGCCUUCUAGUCGUGAAGAAGAAGUUUUCUUCUCAAUGGCUGAAAUGGACAUGUCUCACAGCCUUUCCUCCCUUCCACCUCUUGGAGACCCUCCAACCAUGGAUCUAGACUUGUCUUUAACCAGUACAUAUACAAAUACACCAGCAGGAUCUCCACUGAGCACUACAGUGCUUCAACCAACUUGGGGUGAUUUUCUUGAUCGUAACAAACAAGAACUACAACCUCCAAGGGGUUCUUCUCUUACGGCCAACAUGGUUCACCAGACUUCCUUAAGAAGGACCUCUAUUCCAUCCAGAUCUGUUUCUGUGGAUGAAUCCAGACCUGAGCUGCUUUUUAGACUGGCAGUUGGAACUUUCUCAGUGUCUGUACUUCAUAUUGACCCUUUACCCCCACCUGAAAGUUCACUGAACCUUAACCCAUUGACACCAAUGGCUCGGCAUUUCUUUACCCGAAUAGAAAAGAUUGAGCCAGUUAAGUUUUCAACAGAAGAUUUUCUGUCCUUCCGAGAAGUAUUUGCAGAAGCUUGUUCUCAUGAUCACCUUAGAUUUAUAGGUACUGGCAUCAAAGUGUCUUAUGAACAAAGACAAAGGACUGCCUCUCGAAGUUUUAGUACUGAUUUAUCCAUUGGGGACAUGGAGUUCCUGGAAUGCCUUUUUUCUACUGACUCUGAUUCCGUUCAGCCUCACUAUACAGAGCUGCUGACAUUUCAUUCUGAAGAAAGAAAUGAUUCUCAUGCUAUGCCAUGCCUUCAGCUUCAUUAUAAGCAUUCAGAUAAUAGAGGACCUCAGGGUAGUCAAGGGAGACUCAGUUCUGUUCCACAGAAAGCAGAGUUGCAAAUAAAGUUAAGUCCAGUGUUUUGUGAGUUGGAUAUUAGUAUUGUAGACAGAUUAAAUUCCUUACUUCAACCACAGAAACUAACUACAGUGGAGAUGAUGGCAUCUCACAUGUAUGCUUCUUACAACAAGCACUUAAGUCUG
Molecule: messenger RNA, 2166 nt
Organism: Phaethon lepturus (White-tailed tropicbird)
Lineage: Eukaryota; Metazoa; Chordata; Aves; Phaethontiformes; Phaethontidae
Gene: ATG2B
Product: autophagy related 2B
Exons: 14
Biological process (GO): autophagy of mitochondrion; reticulophagy; autophagosome assembly
Cellular component (GO): extrinsic component of membrane; phagophore assembly site
Molecular function (GO): phosphatidylinositol-3-phosphate binding
Source: RefSeq, a predicted model, not a curated record